This is a messenger RNA of Gongylonema pulchrum, 204 nucleotides long. The record is from the annotation of a GenBank genome assembly. NCBI's taxonomy places the organism in Eukaryota, Metazoa, Nematoda, Chromadorea, Rhabditida, Gongylonematidae.
AUGGCCGGUGGCGCAGUUCGUGAUUUGCUAAUGGGCAUCAAGCCAUCGGAUGUCGAUUUCGCAACGGAUGCUACACCUGAGCAAAUGAAAGAGUUAUUCACUCGGGAGCAGAUCAGAAUGUUAAAUAAAAAUGGCGAAGAGCAUGGAACAGUGACAUGUCGUAUCGACGAUAAAGAAAAUUUCGAAAUUACAACAUUAAGGUAA